Colletotrichum chrysophilum is the source of this 261-nucleotide messenger RNA. RefSeq lists its product as uncharacterized. NCBI's taxonomy places the organism in Eukaryota, Fungi, Ascomycota, Sordariomycetes, Glomerellales, Glomerellaceae. The transcript is spliced from 2 exons. The coding region runs from base 1 to 261 and encodes 86 amino acids. The record is from RefSeq and is a predicted model, not a curated record.
AUGCACGCUAAGAUCGUUCUUACUGCCCUCUUCGCCGCCAUGGCGAUGGCCAACCCCGCUGUUCUGCAGUCUGAUUCCUCAGAGCACCCCAAGCUCAUUGGCCGUCCCAAGGGUAACAACCCCGGCUCUGGAGCUAGCUGCUGCUCGUCUACCCCUGGUGUCUGCCAGUCUUCAUGCCUAGAUAUCUCCGUCCACGACUCCGAAGAAGGGCCACACCUAGUAGCGCCACAGAUGCUCCACUGUGCCGUAUCCAACGCUUAA